GAAUCGUGUACUCAUCAAAUGCAUAACUAUUAUGCGUCUGAUAACAUUCUGCAUGUGCGUGAAAGAAAUGUCAGAAAAUAAAAUAGUAGAUAGAUACGUAAUUUGUAGCUGUUUUGACAAUGUGAUGCCCAACGAGGGUAAGAAGUAAUUCUUCAAUUACGAGUGCAGUGAACAAAGUAUCAAUUUUGUGGUAAUGAAACGAACAAAAGUAUAGUGUCGGUUUCCAGUUUUUGACAGCCGGCAGGCUCGUCGUGUGGCUUUCGAUCGGGCUCCAAUAAAAAUGAACAGUCGCAGUAGCGUAAAUGAAACGAAUUUGGUGAAUUUCUCAGCGGAUUUGGCGCUUAGUCAGUUAGAUUCCAAGGACGGCUUGCUGAGUUUUCCAUUUGACCACAUUUAUGCAUGUCACUCAGAGAGUUCCGAUCGCAGACAAACGCUACAACUGGACAAGGAGGUGGAGAUAUCCACGCAUUGUGUGGUGGGCGAGGAGAAGGAAGUUGUACUGAGCUCAAGCACAGAACUUAGCAGGAUUACAGAUCGACUUAGAACCUUAGAGACACAAAACAAGAAAUUAAAAGAUCUUCUUGUAUAUCAUCUAGAUUUGAUCCAACAACAAAAUGAGCUGAUAACUAAAAGGGAGAAGCUAUAUCAAGCACUAAAACAGGAAAAUGAUUUUCUUAAAGCAAAAGUGUCCCGUACAGAAAGAAGAGUCACAUUAAAUCAGAGGACAUUUGUGACCCCUCCAACACCUUUGGUACAUGUGCCAAGUAGUAGCGUUACGUCUACAGUUGUCAAGAGUGAACCAGGACCUGCCUCGCAGAUAAUGCUGAAUAGUUUUACAGAGCUGCUCUUGCCAGAUAGAUCUAACUCAUACAUUUUCGAUAGUGACCUAAACAAAAAGCCUUUUGGUCAGGACACAUUUGAUUUAGCUGGAACAACUGAGACAGAUGUGUCAAGUCAUUUGUCUAGUGAUCUGGGGAUACCAUCGCUUUUAGACAGGAAUUUAAACUGUGACAAUUUCACAAUGAUUGAAAAUAAACGUUCAUAUAUGAAGAAAGAUACCAUGAAGACUGAUAACUGUUCGGAAGCUUUGUACACGGUUACAUCAAAUAGUGGAAAUCCUGUGAUCCAAAGAAUACAAAGAAAUAGGCGGAGAACUACUACAUCGCUUGGCAGUUUAAGCCGAAUGUCAAAACCGGCAGUAACAAAGUUGGAUAUCCCUGACAGCUCGAAAAUAUUUGAUGAUGAUAAGAGCGUAUAUGAUCGAUUCAGUGUCAAUAGAAAAUCAAAAAUGAUAAACACCUAUGGCAAAUCCAGGAGCAGUUUUAAUACAAAACGAACUACGCAAUUCACAGGCUCACUGUCAGAUAGAUUGCAGUUGAUAGAUACUACACCCACGGGGGAGGAUCCAUACCAGUUAGGUGAAGCUGACAUGAGAGAACAAUCGCCAAUCCCUAAGUUGAUGCUGCAGAAAACUAAUCACGGGAGGAUGAAAAUAUGCACUGAGACUUCUGAAAGUGCUAAUACGGCAAGGCGAAUCCUUAAUUCCAUGGCAGAUACAGGCCCAAAACUAUCAAAUAAGAUAAAAUUGUCGACAAGUCAUCAUGAUAGGUAUAACUUGACAAAUCCGUAUAUGCACCCAUCCGAGAUUAAAACGGAAUCACCACCGCCGCCGAAGACUAUGAUUGUUGAAGAACCUGACUUGGACAUUGUGAAGACGGAAACUGAAAUUGAUUGGAGAAUGUAUAAUCCAAAUAAACCGGGGAAUGAGACAAGCUUAUGCGAUUUUUCUUACGGCGAAACACCAAGCAAUUUGGCUAGUAAUAUAUUGCCUACUUUGGAUGCUGUGGAAUUUCAAGACCUAUUUUCAUCUGAUUCUUCGAUAAAUUUGGGACCUUUGACCACGGAGGAAUUUGGAAUAUCAUCAGAUACCAGCACACUCGAUAAAUCUAAAAAACGAGUAGCGCGCACGUCUAGUCUAAUCGGACCUCACUUUGGGGGAAUAAGACCUCACUUUGGGGGAGAUGAUACUGCAGAUAUCAAACAUGUAGACGACAGCAAACGUGGUAGAAAACGUGCGCUUUCAACUACGGGUCUACUGAAAACUUUAAAAUCGAACUGUCAGAAAGGAGGAGUGUCCAAACCAAAACAGACUAAAGGGAAAGCUACAUGCCGCGGGAAAAAGUCUCCUCUUCCAGGAAUGGUAACCAAAAAGCCAUAUCACACUUUGGUGGGCGACCCAGAUUUGUCUUGGUACCUAGGUCUAGAUCCUGACGUCAAAAUGGAAGACAUGGAAUCGGCAGGCGUUUGUAAAGUUUCCACGGUGGAGGUACCGCGUUGGCGAGAAAAACCUUACUCGAGUUGUUACACGCUUGAAGGAACAGAAAAUUUAGAUGAUAAAAUAUUUGAAAAGAGGCAUCAGAAAUUGGAGGCUGAAGAACGAAGGCAACUCAGGUGGCAUAUGCGAAGAAUUCGCGAGCAGCGACACGUUGAACGGCUACGACAGCGGCAGCGCGACACGUGGUAUAGCGGCGGUAAUUCGCCGGCGCACUCACAGCCCUCCAUAUUCACCGUUUGGCCGCAACCGCAGCGUGACGUGCGCUUUAUCGAGAUUACCGACGUAUUGCCUGUCACAGCUUUCGGCGAAAUUUUACCCGCGUUGCCAGAAUCGGACUUCGUGCUGCCUUGGGUGAGGAGUUCAAAAGCCAUGAAGAGAUCUAAGAGAUCAAAGACAUUGCAUUAGAGUUUUCAAUUUAUUAUUAAGCUUGCGGUUAUUGUUAUAGAAUUUUUCGCUUUACAUGUACUAAAUUAAGGAUUACAAAGGGUUUGAGUGAUGGAUAUUAGGAAAACAUAGACAGUGAAUUGUGUUUAUUAUUUUUAAUUAAGGUAAUUAAUUAACUUUAAUGGAAUUGUAUCACGAAAAAGCUUGUUUACAGUAUGUGUUGUUUCGUUUAGUGUAAAAUUGUUUGUAUCUGCACUAUAAUAAAACUGAUUUUUACU
Molecule: messenger RNA, 2997 nt
Organism: Hyposmocoma kahamanoa
Lineage: Eukaryota; Metazoa; Arthropoda; Insecta; Lepidoptera; Cosmopterigidae
Gene: MSL1
Exons: 10
Coding region: 281-2740 (819 amino acids)
Cellular component (GO): MSL complex
Source: RefSeq, a predicted model, not a curated record